CUCCUGUCACACAUGCUGUAGCCUACAGCAAGCAUAAUAUCUGAAGAGUUACACGUGCAGCAGAAGCCUAGAUACAUGAACAAUUUGCGCUUUCUUGCGCGCAUACUCAGCUUUCAGUUGACAGCGAUCCUAAGCGUUUAAGUGGGAGUUUAAUGCACAAAGGCGCGGAGAUGUCGGUGGCCACAGUGGACAAGGUGUAAAAUGGGAAAGAAGCUGGAUAUCAGUGUGGGUGCUUAAUGUUCUAAGGACCCACAAGCGGCGCUCCUUGCACAACUUCUUUACUGCAUGAAUCUUGCUGCAGCCGAAAUACAGUGUGGACUUGCCUGAGCAGGAGCAGAGAUGGCUAUACUCGUUUGUUCUUUGAUCAUUUUUACAAAACUCGUACUUUAUUUGAAACUAACAUAUUGCAUGGAGGUAGAUUUUUUCAUACCUGUUCGUGUGGAUCACCAAGAGCAUGAAAAGCAGCCGAACCAGCACGCGGAACAGAUGAGGGAAAGGCAGACUGUUUUCAGACUAACAGCAUUCAAACAGGACUUUUACCUGCACCUCACACCGGAUUCUAGUUUCCUUGCACUGGGCAGCUUGCCGGUUGAGAGCGGCUCAUCAGCAUCCAACGCCUCUGCAACCGUUGACCUCAGGGAGUGCUUCUAUUCCGGUGAUGUCAACACAGAUCCGGACUCCUUCGCCGCGCUCAGCCUGUGCAAAGGACUCCACGGGGGGUUCCUCUAUAAGGACAUGGAGUACUUCAUCAGCCAGACCAGGACUGAAAACGCAUUUGCUGCAUCGGGAUAUGCAAACUCUUUUUACAGAAUGCAUGUCAUCCGCCGCAAGAGACGCACUGUGCACUCAGUUGGCAAUUUCACCAGCAGGUGUGGAGUUACACCUGACACCAGGUUUAACAUUUCCCUGGAGAAAUACAAACAUUUAAAUGCACUGGAGAAUUAUAGCUUAAGGGAAACUGUGUUGAAAACUUUAGGGAGGUCCAAAAGGUUUGCCUCCAUUCCUAGGUUUGUGGAGGUCCUGGUUGUAGCAGAUGAAUCAAUGGUGAAAUUUCACGGGAAUGACCUGAAGCAUUACAUCCUGACCCUGAUGUCAGUAGCUGCCAAGCUUUACAAGCAUCCCAGCAUUUUCAAUUCCAUAAACAUAGUGGUGGUGGGCUUUGUGGUGAUAAAUGAAGCUGACAAGGGUCCUAAGGUUUCCAGUAAUGCAGCCCUGACUCUGCGCAAUUUCUGCUCCUGGCAGAAGAAGCUGAAUAAACAUACUGACAAGCACCCUGAAUACUGGGACACUGCUAUACUGUUCACCAAACAGGAUCUUUGUGGGGCCACAACAUGUGAUACGCUGGGGAUGGCAGACGUCGGGACCAUGUGUGACCCAAAGAGAAGCUGCUCUGUCAUCGAGGAUGAUGGCUUGCCCUCUGCUUUCACAACUGCCCAUGAACUUGGCCAUGUCUUCAACAUGCCCCAUGACAAUGUCAAAGCAUGUGAGGAGGUGUUUGGGAAACUAAAGGACAACCACAUGAUGUCUCCUACUCUGAUUCAGAUCGACAGGAUCCAGCCCUGGUCUGUGUGCAGCGCAGCCAUCAUUACUGAGUUCCUGGACAGAGGUCAUGGAGACUGUCUGCUGGACCAGCCUCAGAAGCAGCUGUCUCUCCCAGACAGUUUGCCUGGCUCCAGCUACAGCCUGCACCGUCAAUGUGAGCUAGCUUUUGGCCACGACUCUAAGCCCUGCCCAUACAUGCAUCCCUGCUCCAAACUGUGGUGCACUGGGAAGGCCCAUGGACAUCUGGUCUGUCAAACCCGACACUUUCCCUGGGCGGACGGCACCAACUGUAGCAACAGCAAGGUCUGCUACCGAGGAGCCUGCAGUCAUCAGAACAGCACCAGGCACAUUACGGUGAAUGGCCGGUGGGGGAAGUGGGGUGCAUUUGGAGACUGUUCUCGAAGCUGUGGAGGAGGAGUUCAGCUGGCCAAGAGAGAGUGUGACAACCCUGUCCCAGAGAAUGGAGGCAAAUAUUGCUAUGGCCUUCGUGUCAAAUAUCGCUCUUGUAACAACAACCCUUGUCCUGAAACAGGUAAGAGUUUUCGUGAGGAGCAGUGUGAGGCGUUCAAUGGCUUAAACCUGAACACAAACAGGCUGGGCUCCUCUGUGGUAUGGGUUCCCAAAUAUUCAGGCAUCUCUCCAAAGGACAAAUGCAAGCUCAUCUGCCGUGCUAACGGGACUGGGUACUUCUAUGUCCUUGCUCCAAAAGUUGUGGAUGGGACCCCCUGCUCUCCUGACACUUCAGACAUAUGUGUUCAGGGAAAAUGCAUCAAGGCAGGCUGCGAUGGCAAGCUGGAUUCUAACAAGAGGUUUGACAAGUGUGGUGUGUGUGGCGGCGACAACCAGGGCUGUAAGAAGGUCUCGGGGUUGUUCACCAAACCUUUUCAUGGCUACAACUUUGUGGUGAUGCUGCCAGUUGGAGCCUCCAAUGUUGACAUCCGUCAGCGCGGCUAUCGAGGAAUGGUCAGUGAUGAGAACUACUUAGCAGUGAAGAACCGGCAUGGCAAGUACCUCCUGAAUGGCAACUAUGUGGUGUCAGCUGCAGAGCGUGACCUGCUGGUGAAAGGCAGCCUGCUGCGCUACAGCGGGACCUCCACAUCUGUGGAGAUUCUGCAGGCCAUCAGACCCCUGCAGGAGCCUCUGACUGUGGAGGUACUUUCUGUGGGGAAGAUGACCCCGCCCAGAGUGCGCUAUUCUUACUACAUUUCCAAGGAGAGCAAAGAAGAGAAGACUCUGCGUAAAGAGGAAAAAGGGCACAAAAUGCAGAACAGCGUCUUAGUGGAUAACAAAGUAGAAGCUAAGAAGCAGGUGACAGGUAAAAGUCCAGUCAGUUACUGGGUGACAGGAAGCUGGGAUUCAUGCACAGUGACUUGUGGUAAUGGUCUCCAGAAGAGGCUGGUACAGUGCCAGAGCAUGGACGGGCAUCCUGCAGCAGAUUGUGACAUUGCUGACAGGCCUGUAGUACUAAGAGCAUGUGGGGAUCCAUGUCCCAUCUGGGAUGUAGGUGCCUGGUCCCAGUGCUCCAAGUCCUGUGGACGGGGCUUUAAAAGACGGUCAGUGCGUUGCAUAACCGUGAACGGUUUGAAUCUACCCAGAGACCACUGCUCCGGAAAAAGGAAGCCUCAGGAACUGGACCUCUGCAACCUAAAGCCAUGUUAGAGCAGAACAGACAAAGCCUGGGGACCUUAGCCCAAAUCAGCAUGACAAUUAUACGAUGGCUGUGUUGGCUGAAAAUAGUGUCAAAUGCAGUCUGUGUCUGCAGGGGUGUACAGAAGAAAGUCAAUAUAGGCAGGCUGCACCUCCACUGUUUGAAAAGAUCUGUUUUGUAAAAAGAAACUAGGGAAAGCUGUCCUCAUAAACUGUCAGAACAUCUGUGGUUAGCCUACCUCUACCAAGACUGAUGACAAAUGCCUGUGCAAACUGCAGAGGGAGAGAUGUAGACAGUGGCCACUCACAUCUGCACACAAACAUAAUCACUUGGUAUAUUUACAUGCAUAUGAGAUUCCAAGGAAAAGGUGGAUGGAGGCUUGUGUGAUUUAACUUCAACACUCACAGUGAGCUGUUAUCAGGAGCAGAUGUCUCCUCUGUGAACUGACUUUUUUUUUCAUUUCACAGAGGAACUUAUCAAACUGUGAAACACAGUACUGUAUCUGCCACAUUCAAGACCUGCCUGGUUUGUGCAUUUUCUGCAUCUUAGCUUGUUUCUUAGUUCAGUGCUAUUGGCUGCUGUCUGAUGAAGGAAAAACUGCUAUUCAUAGUCAAUUCAUCUUAACAAAGAACAUUAUGAGCUUUAUAUUCUUCCAAAAAUGAAAAACACUCAAUAUUAUAUCAUAUGCACUUGACACAGGCUUUAUCAAAUCGAUCAAUAUAAAAAGAUUCCCUGAAUUUUACCUGCAACCAAAAAUCAGAAAAAUAUUUUGAUAAGUGGAAAAUUAGCUUAGUCAGAGCAAUGUCGUCAGCUUGUUCUCCACUGUAGGCUGUUUGUAUGGUGCAGUCCGAGUGCAUUUGUGUCUGUUCUGUGUUGCCAAAGAGUUAUGACCUUCCACAAAGACUUAGUACUGUGAGAGACACCUCUUUCCAGGAGCUGGACAGAAGCAUAGACUGACAGGAACUAUCGCUGUACAGUUACAGUAUGUCACCACCUUAAAAUUAUCUUCGGAAUGUUUAACACUCACCUCCUGGGUGCUUAAAAGGUGGCUGUAAAAGUUGAACCACUCAAUUAGUCAGUCAACAGAGAAUUGAUCAAAUAAUAACAAACAGUGACAAUAGAUGAACUCAGUGCUGGGAGAACCUUUCAGACUUCAUCAGUGUGUGACCGGUCAGCUUGAGUGGGGAGAGGUGCUUCUGUUAGACAAGAAAAUGUUUCUAAACUGAAAUUGUUCCUUCAGUUUUUUUACUCAAGCUCAUGUAUUACAAUAAAAUGUUGACACCAGUCUCUUAUAAGCAACAUUUAAAGCUGCAGAAGGCAAAAAGCAGCAAACUGUUAGACUAUGUAGUAAUAAUAGAAAUGACUUUUAAAAAACCUGGAAAGUUGUUCCAUGAUUCGAGGAGCCAGUACAGCAAUUGUUUGAUCACCCUUCAUUUUUAACCCAGACUCUGGUGCUAUAUGUUCAUUUAUACUCCUGCUGGCUAUGCCAUGGACCCACAGAUAACAAAGCAUAACAAUAAUCUAGCCACUAAUAUAACUAAAUUAAUACACUGUUUUCACGUCAUGCUGUCACCAUCCUCAGAUCUCCAAGAAUACAGGAAGUGAGUGUUUUGACAAAGUUUCUAUUCAAUUGUUGGCUGGUUUUCUUUCUGUACUUCUACUCUAUGGCUGCUUCAACACCUCUAGCCCUUAAUUAUAAGACCUUAGUAUAUGUACAUUGAGUCCAGACAUUUGCCAAGAUCAUGUCAGCCUUUGUUUAGGACUACUAUACUGUAGGUCCGAACCAUCAAACUUGCCUUGGUGAUCCACUGACUCUCUGCAGUGAACUGUAAAGUAAAACCUAGAGGAUGUACAAACAGCAACAAAUUAAAUGAAAAGCAUACCAUAAAAUACAAUCACCAAACAUCUAUAGGUGUACUUCCUGGCAUUGCAUUUGUCCUUUUGAAAGGAUUGUUUUCAUUUCACUGGAUAGCUGCAUGUCCAACACAGCUGAAAAUAUGUGGAGUUUAAUAGAAAGUGCUUUACUGCCAGCUGUCAGUCUUAAAAAUAGUUGGCCCAUAUUUGGGGUCAAACUGUAAGAUCUGAAAUGCAAGAGCAUCUGUCUGGAGUAUUUUAGGAGGCUACUGUAUUCAACAAUUGGGCAGAAAUACUAAGAGACCAAGUUUGCCACUUCAGCAGAGCAAAAUUUUAAAAUCUACUCCAUGUAUUGAAAGGCAUGUCCAGCCUGUUUUGGUUCAGAGGAACAAAUUAUACCAUCUGAAAGAUGGCUUUUUCACAUCAUGUACAGAUAACAUUAUUUUUUAUCAACUGUCUUUUGUAUUGUAUACUAUGUAUACAUUCAUCUAGCUGUAUAGAAUAAAGUAUAUAUGCUGUAUAUAUGAGAUUAUAACCAUAUGCUGACCAUAGGCUUCAGGUUUUGAGGUAUUAUUCAGGUGCUAUAUAUUAAAGCAAAAAGGAAAUAUUACUUUACAGAUAUCUGUUGUUUCUUGAUCAUCUCCCUUUGUUCUUGCAAUAUCUGUUACAUCAGAUUUUUGCUGUGCCUGCAGUCUUCCGUCACAUGAGAUGAGACAGUCUUGAAAGCUCAGCUCUUCUCCAGCUAAACCAUGACCCCAGCUGAAAACACAUUCAUUCAUCCACUUUGGCAUUUUGUUGAUUUAAGCUUCAUUGUCCCAGUUGUACUGUAAUAGCACACCCAGCAUGACCAGUGCCUGCCCAGUAAGCCUGGAGCACUGUUGAACCGACAUCAUUCACACUUAGUACCAAGGACCACUGAACCCAAGGACCCAUGUGAGAGUUUAAAGGUACACACUAAAACAAUGUGCAUGCUAAAAUCAGGGUUUUGGGAUAGAGGGUGUGUAAGCUUUCACUCGUUUUCCAAACUUGAUGAGCCCCUUUCAGAGCCACA
Messenger RNA from Monopterus albus (swamp eel), 6095 nucleotides. It is a transcript of the gene adamts15b, whose product is annotated as ADAM metallopeptidase with thrombospondin type 1 motif, 15b. The transcript has 8 exons. The record is from RefSeq and is a predicted model, not a curated record. NCBI's taxonomy places the organism in Eukaryota, Metazoa, Chordata, Actinopteri, Synbranchiformes, Synbranchidae. Gene Ontology annotation, cellular component: extracellular matrix. Bases 340 to 3201 code for a protein of 953 amino acids. Gene Ontology annotation, biological process: extracellular matrix organization; proteolysis. Gene Ontology annotation, molecular function: metalloendopeptidase activity.